Messenger RNA from Homalodisca vitripennis (glassy-winged sharpshooter), 498 nucleotides. RefSeq lists its product as uncharacterized. The record is from RefSeq and is a predicted model, not a curated record. The transcript has 2 exons. The coding region runs from base 1 to 498 and encodes 165 amino acids. Lineage: Eukaryota; Metazoa; Arthropoda; Insecta; Hemiptera; Cicadellidae.
AUGAAAGACUUCAACUUUGCCGCAGAACUUAUCACGCUCUACAUACUGCAGCAGAAAGAGAUUAGUGGUCUACCGGUAACCAAGAAUGAAAAUGUGAGCGAGUUGGUGGCAGACUUGGGAGCAGCUCUGGGAGUGGAGAUGAAGGAGACGGACAUCGGCGCAGCACACCGGAUACCCUCCUUCAGGACUGACCGGGAGCCGGUACUCAUCGUCCAGUUCUCAACCAAGGGGAUGAAGGAGCAGUGGAUCACCAAGGCCCGCCAGAAGAAGAGUCUCACGGCCCGAGAUGUCAACCAGCACUUCCCCAUCCAGCGAGUCUACAUCAUCGACCACCUCUCGCCAGAGAAUAAGCAAUUCCUAGCGAAGCUCAAGCAGAAGGGACGUGAUAUCGGCUACAAGUUUGUCUGGUCUCGAGAUGGCAAGUUUUUCGCGAGGAAAGCUGAAGGCGACCCUGUCAAGAAGAUAGUUACGUAUGAAGACUUGGACAAACUUAAAUAA